UUUGCUCACUUCUAACGAGUAGCCCAAAAAAGCACUGCCCCCAUCGUCUUGUCUGAGUCGCCGGCGGGCGUGGAGGCGGCGAUGCUGCGGACGGUGCUGCGCCGGGGAGGAGCGGCCAUGAAGCAGUCCGCGUUGGCCGAGGGAUCUACGGGGAAUCUUCUCCGGCUGAGCGUGGCGGAGCGGGAGCGCUCUCGGCGGCGUCGGCGCGACCCGGCGCGCGACGAGUUCUUCGUGCCGACGCCGGAGUCGCUUGCCUGGCUGGACUCCGUUACCCUGCCCAUGAUCCUCACCGCCGCCGCCGUGGCCCUCUUCACCAAGCUCCUCAUGAUGGAACAUGAAGCUACAGAUCAAGAAAGGAGAGAGCGCAAGAUAAAGAACAGUCACCCUGAGCAGGGAACAGUGCGGAUGCUUUCACGUGAAGAAUGGGAUGAAAUCCAAGAAGUCAGGCCAAGGACUCCCUUUGAAUCAAAGUUAGCCCGUCCACAAGCCCGCUUAAGAACAGGGGAACCAAUGCGUCUGGAGGAUGCCAAGGACUGGGCUAUUGAUGUGCUCACGGAUGCCUUCACUCGAGCAGAAGAGAGUGCUAAGCGAAAGUGAUUCGGAAGAAACGUACGCAUCCAGUUUGGAGUUUUGUUUGGACGAAACACCUGGGAGUUCUCUUGAACCCACAUUUCAUGUUCUGUUUUGAAGCUUGAGUAUCUGACUCCCUGUAAAUGCGAACUCCUGCAAAGCUGGUAUUCUCGAGAAAACUCCAGCAACGCUGCGAUGAAUUACGGUAGCUAGAAUAACACUUCCUUGCUAGUAAUAAGUAGACUUUCCUUUUGGAUCUGUGCCGAAGCCUGCACUGUUCGACUUGAUGAAUUCAUCAAUUUACUAAAUUCUGAUUAAA
This is a messenger RNA of Lolium perenne, 889 nucleotides long. RefSeq lists its product as uncharacterized. The record is from RefSeq and is a predicted model, not a curated record. NCBI's taxonomy places the organism in Eukaryota, Viridiplantae, Streptophyta, Magnoliopsida, Poales, Poaceae.